Molecule: messenger RNA, 5300 nt
Organism: Nycticebus coucang (slow loris)
Lineage: Eukaryota; Metazoa; Chordata; Mammalia; Primates; Lorisidae
Product: zinc finger protein 107-like
Exons: 4
Coding region: 145-4059 (1304 amino acids)
Biological process (GO): negative regulation of transcription by RNA polymerase II
Molecular function (GO): DNA-binding transcription repressor activity, RNA polymerase II-specific
Source: RefSeq, a predicted model, not a curated record
CUGGGCUCUGAUCUGAGCUACCCUCUUCAGCUUUUGCGUGUCCUGGAGAAUCCAGGUGUCUCUAGAGCUUCCUCUGUCACCCUGUGACCUGCAGGUGCCGGGAGAUUUGUAGAGACGACACCGGGACAUCCCAGAAGCUGGGAAAUGGAACUGUUGACAUUCAGAGAUGUGUCUAUAGAAUUCUCUAUGGAUGAGUGGGACUGCCUGGACCCUGCUCAGCAGAAUUUGUAUCGGGAUGUCAUGUUAGAGACCUACAGACACCUGGUCUUCCUUGGGUUUGCUGUCUCUAAGCCGGAUCUCAUCACCUGUCUGGAGCAAAGGAAAGAACCCUGGAAGGUGAAGACUCACCAGACAGUGGUCAAACACCCAGUUAUAUCUAAUCAUUCUACCCAGAGCAACUCACAAGUGCUGGGUAUGAAUAUUCUAUUACCAGAGAUAAUCCAAAGAAGAUAUGAAAAUGAUAGCCCUGAGAAUUUCAACUCAAUAAAAGACUGGGAUAGGGCGUGUGAGUAUAAGCAGCAGAAAGUAUGUUCCAAUGGACUAGAUGGAAGUGUAACAGCUAUGCAUGGUAAAACCUACGAAUGCAGUAAACGUUUCAAACUUGUCAGAAAAUUAUCAGAUGUAAAUAGACAUAAGAUGAUACAUACUGGGGAGGUAACGUUGAAAUGUAAAAAAUAUGGGAAAGCCUUAAAACUAUGCUCAAACCUUGGUAAACAUAACAUAACCCAUUUUAUGGAAAAGCAGUACAAAUGUAAAGAAUGUGGCAAAGUCUUUAAAUCUUGCUCAAGACUGUCUAAGCACAGGGAACUUCAUAAUGCAGAGAAAAUCUCCCAUUGUGAGAAUGAUAAGUGUCUUAGCCAAAGCUCAAAAUAUUCUAACCAUGAGACAAUUUAUAACCUAGUGAAACCCUAUAAAUGUGAAGAAUUUGGCAAAUCCUUUAACACUUCCUCAUGUUUCUCUGUACAUAAAAGAAUACAUUCUGUGAAGAAAUCCUAUAAAUGUCAGGAAUGUGGAAAAGCCUUUAAUCAUUGCUCACAACUUUUUAUACAUAAAAUAAUUCAUUCUGGAAAGAAACCUUUCAAAUGUGAAGAAUGUGGGAAAUUAUUUAACAGUUCCUCACAUCUGUCUAUACAUAAAAGAAUUCAUUCUGGAGAGAAACCCUACAAAUGUGAAGAAUGUGACAAAGCCUUUAGCGAUUCCUCAAUCCUUUCUGCACAUAAAAGAAUUCAUUCUGGAGAAAAACCCUACAAAUGUGAAGAAUGUGGAAAAGCCUUUAACCAGCACUCACACCUAUCUGCACAUCAAAGAAUUCAUUCUGGGGAGAAACCCUACAAAUGUGACGGUUGUGGAAAAGCCUUUAAGAAUUCCUCAACACUUUCUACACAUAAAAGAAUUCAUUCUGGAGAGAAACCUUACAAAUGUGAAGAAUGUGGCAAAAGCUUUAACCAGUACUCACACCUUUCUGCACAUCAAAGAAUUCAUUCUGGGGAGAUACCCUACAAAUGUGAAGGGUGUAGAAAAGCCUUUAACAAUUCCUCAACCCUUUCUACACAUAAAAGAAUUUAUUCUGGACAGAAACCCUACAAAUGUGAAGAAUGUGGAAAAGCCUUUAACCAACACUCACAUCUAUCUGCACAUCAAAGAAUUCAUUCUGGGGAGAAACCCUACAAAUGUGAAGAAUGUGGAAAAGCCUUUAACGAUUCCUCAAACCUUACUAGACAUAAGAGAAUUCAUUCUGGAGAGAAACCCUGCAAAUGUGAAGAAUGUGGAAAAACCUUUAACCAGUACUCACACCUUUCUGCACAUAAAAGAAUUCAUUCUGGAGAGAAACCCUACAAAUGUAAAGAAUGUGGAAAAGCCUUUAACGAUUCCUCAAACCUUUCUAGACAUAAGAGAAUUCAUUCUGGAGAGAAACCAUGCAAAUGUGAAGAAUGUGGCAAAACCUUUAACCAGUACUCACAACUUUCUGGACAUAAAAGAAUUCAUUCUCGAAAGAAACCCUACAAAUGUGAAGAAUGUGGGAAAGCCUUUAACAAUUCCUCAACCCUCUCUGCACAUAAAAGAAUUCAUUCUGGAGAGAAACCCUACACAUGUGAAAAAUGUGGCAAAGCCUUUAACUGUUACUCAGCAUUAUCUAAACAUAAGAGAAUUCAUUCUGGAGAGAAACCCUACAAAUGUGAAGAAUGUGGCAAAACCUUUAACCAAUACUCAAACCUUUCUAGACAUAAAACAAUUCAUUCUGGAGAGAAACCCUAUAAAUGUGAAGAAUGUGGAAAAGCCUUUAACAAUUCCUCAACACUUUCUACACAUAAAAGAAAUCAUUCUGGAGAGAAACCCUACAAAUGUGAAGAAUGUGGCAAAGCCUUCAACUGGUACUCAGCCUUAUCUAAACAUAAGAGAAUUCAUUCUGGAGAGAAACCCUACAAAUGUGAAGAAUGUGGAAAAGCCUUUAACAAUUCCUCACACCUUUCUAGACAUAAGAGAAUUCAUUCUGGAGAGAAACCCUACAAAUGUGAAGAAUGUGACAAAGCCUUUAGGGAUUCCUCAACCCAUUCUACACAUAAAAGAAUUCAUUCUGGAGAAAAACCCGACAAAUGUGAAGAAUGUGGAAAAGCCUUCAACUGGUACUCAGCCUUAUCUAAACAUAAGAGAAUUCAUUCUGGGGAGAUACCCUACAAAUGUGAAGGUUGUGGAAAAGCAUUUAACAAUUCCGCAACCCUUUCUGCACAUAAAAGAAUUCAUUCUGGAGAGAAACCCUACAAAUGUGAAGAAUGUGGAAAAGCCUUUAAGGAUUCCUCAACGCUUUCCGCACAUAAAAGAAUUCAUUCUGGUGAGAAACCCUACAGAUGUGAAGAAUGCGGCAAAGCCUUUAACUGGUACUCAGCCUUAUCUAAACAUAAGAGAAUUCAUUCUGGAGAGAAACCCUACAAAUGUGAAGAAUUUGGCAAAACCUUUAACCAGUACUCACACCUUUCUGCACAUAAAGAAUUCAUUCUGGAGAGAAACCCUGCAAAUGUGAAGAAUGUGGAAAAGCCUUUAAUGAUUCCUCAACCCUUUCUGCGCAUAAAAGAAUUCAUUCUGGAGAGAAACUCUACACAUGUGAAAAAUGUGGCAAAGCCUUUAACUGUUACUCAGCCUUAUCUAAACAUAAGAGAAUUCAUUCUGGAGAGAAAGCCUACAGAUGUGAAGAAUGUGGCAAAACCUUUAACCAGUACUCAAACCUUUCUAGACAUAAAAGACUUCAUUCUGGAGAGAAACUUUACAAAUGGGAAUACUGUGGCAAAGCCUUUAACCAGUUCUCACACCUUUCUGCACAUAAAAGAAUUCAUUCUGGGGAGAAACCCUACAAAUGUGAAGAAUGUGACAAAGCCUUUAAUGAUUCCUCAACCUUUUCAGCACAUAAAAGAAUUCAUUCUGGAGAGAAACUUUACAAAUGUGAAGAAUGUGGCAAAGCCUUUAACAAGUACUCACACCUUUCUAUACAUAAAAGAAUUCAUUCUGGGGAGAAACCAUACAAAUGUGAAGAAUGUGGCAAAGCCUUUAACCAGUACUUAUCCCUUUCUGUACAUAAAAGAAUUCAUUCUGGAGAGAAUCCUUGUAAAUGUGAUGAAUGUGGAAAAGCCUUUAACAAGUACUCACACCUUUCUAUACAUAAAAGAAUUCAUUCUGGGGAAUUCAUUCUACAAAUGUGAAGAAUGUGGAAAAGCCUUUAACCAGUACUUGUCCCUUUAUGUACAUAAAAGAAUUCAUUCUGGAGAGAAUUCCUGUAAAUGUGAUGAAUGUGGAAAAGCCUUUAAGCAGUAUUCACACCUUUCUAUACAUAAAAGAAUUCAUUAUGGAGAGAAACCCUACAAAUGUGAAGAAUGUGGAAAUGCCUUUAAUUGUUACUCAACCUUUUCUAGAUAUAAGAGAAUUCAUUCUGGAGAGAAACAGUACAAAUUUGAAGAAUGUGGUAAAUCCUUUAACCAGUACUCACACCUUUCCACACAUAAAAUAAUUCUUUCUGGGGAGAAACUAUACAAAUGUGAAGAAUCUGGAAAAGACUUUAAUGAUUUCUGACACCUUUCUAGACAUAAGAGAAUUCAUUCUGGAGAUAAACCCUCCAAAGGUGAAGAGCGACAAAGCCUUUAACCAAUAUUCACACGUUUCUGCACAUAAAAGAAUUCAUUCUGGGAAGAAACACUACAAAUGUGAAGAAUGUGGCAAAGCCUGUAUCUGGUCCUCAACCCUUUCUGUAAAUAAAAGAAUUCAUUCUGGAGAGAAACCCUACAAAUUGAAUAACGUGGAAAAGCCUUCAACUAUUCCUCAACCCUUUCUGUACAUAAAAGAAUUCAUUCUGGCUAGAAAUCCUAUAUCCUAUGAAUGGCAACAAUGUUACAAAUUCUUUAACGAGUACUAACACCUUUCUAUACAUAAAACAAAUUCAUUCUGGAGAGAAACAUUACAAACAUGAAUAGUGUGGCUUUAAGCCAGAAAUCACAGUUUUCUGUACACAGUAGAAUUCAUCCUGACCAGAAAGGCUAUAAAUGUGAAGAAGGUGACAAGGGUUUAACUUCUGCUCAAAGCUUUCUGUAUGCAGUUUAUGACAGGGAAAACUACAACUGUGAAGACAGUGUCGAAUCUUAUCAACAGGAUACACACAUUCCAGUACAGAACAGAUUCGUACAGAUAUUCUACAAUUGUGAAAAAUAUGACAAUGUCUUUAAAUAUUUCUCAUACUUUUGUAAUCGUAAUUCAUAUGAAAGAAAUUCUCUACAAAUGUCAGUGAUGUCUUAAAGUUGUGUUUAUCCUGCUUGGUAGGGCUAGAGAGAGACAGGGGAAGAUCAUUCUAAGGCAUCCCUUGUCCAUAAUGAGAAAAAAUAAAGUUACCAGAGUGGGCUGUCAAGAAAGAAAAGCAUUUCAGGAAGGCUUUCUAAAACUGAACUGAUGUUUCCUUUACAAAAAUGACUCUCGAGGUAGACAGGCACCAGUGUGGUGAUAUGGCCAAGGCCAGAAAAGUGGGUCUUCGCAGCAUGCAUACAAGUAAGGUGACAGUAGCCUCAAGGGACCCAUUUUCAUAAACACAGUAAAAUUUCCCUUGUAUCACAGUUUACAGACAUAAACUGCUUUAUAGGGAUAGAAAUGGGAGGACUCUCCAUUUGGAAAUUCCCCCCCCCUUCCAGUAAAAAUAGUAAAUGUAUUACCCCAACCACCACUUAACAUAGAUUUGGAAAAUUAUCUUGAAAAUUAUUUGGAAAUCUCACUAACCCAGGGUGUUCUCCACUUGAUAAGGUAGAUGUCUCCCUUCUCUGGAGUGUACU